This is a messenger RNA of Tinamus guttatus (white-throated tinamou), 3035 nucleotides long. The record is from RefSeq and is a predicted model, not a curated record. NCBI's taxonomy places the organism in Eukaryota, Metazoa, Chordata, Aves, Tinamiformes, Tinamidae.
UUUUAGAUGGCAAAUUGUUGUCAGAUGAUGUGACUCAUUACGUGGUCCCUGACUGGAAGGUGGCUCAAGAUUACCUUGAGAUUCUGGAGUUUCCAGAGCUGAAAGGUAUUAUUUUCAUGCAAACAGCAUGUCAAGCUGUGCAACAUCAAAAAGGCCGCAGACAGUACAACAAAUUGCGAAAUCUAGUAAAGGAUGCCCGUCAUGACUGUGUUGUGUUUCCUAAUGAAUUCCACCAGCAUUCCUAUGUGCCGAGAGAGAAGGGAGAAUCCAUGGAGAAAUGGCAGACCAGGAGUAUUUACAAUGCAGCAGUCUGGUAUUACAAUCACUGCUUGGGUCAGAUGCCGGUUGUUAUGGUAACAGAAGAUGAAGAUGCCAUCAGGCAGUAUGGAAAUGAAACAGAAGGAGUGUUUGUGAUUUCCUUCAAGAAUUACUUGGAUAACUUUUGGCCUGACUUGAAGGCUGCCCAUGAGCUCUUUGUCUCAAUAACUCAAGCUCGUCGUGAACGGGAGAGUGAAAGUCAAGAAAAUAAUGGAAAAGAGUAUCCUGAGCACUUACCUAUGGAAAUAUUGGAGGCUGGGGUCAAAUCUGGAAGAUACAUCCAGGGUGUCUUAAAUGUCAAUAAGCAUCGAGCACAGCUGGAAGCUUUUGUUCGACUUCAGGGAGUUGGCAGCAAAGAAACAGAACUUCAGAGUGAUGUACUUAUUUAUGGAGCCAAAGCUCGAAAUCGUGCAAUCCAUGGUGAUGUGGUAGCUGUUGAGUUGCUACCCUCACAUGAGUGGAAAGGAAGGACUGUUGCCCUUUGUGAAAAUGAGACUGAGGAUAAAACACCUGCAGACACCACUGGAGACCCUAUGCCCACAGGCAAAGUCAUUGGAAUCAUUCAAAGGAACUGGAGGGAUUACGUGGUCACUUUCCCUUCCAAAGAAGACAGCCAGACCCAGGGAAAAAAUGCUCAGAAAAUUCUUGUUACACCUUGGGAUUACAGAAUUCCCAAAAUCCGGAUCAGCACCCACCAAGCUGAAACGCUACAGGACUACAGAGUUGUUGUGCGAAUUGAUUCCUGGGAAUCAACAUCUUUAUAUCCAAAUGGACACUUCGUGAGAGUUUUAGGAAGAAUUGGAGAUCUGGAAGGGGAAAUUGCAACCAUCCUUGUGGAGAACAGCAUUUCUGUUGCCCCCUUUUCAGAAAUCCAGAUGAGUGAAAUGCCUGUGAGUUCUUCAAAGAAUCCUUGGAAGGUGAAUCCAGAGGAGGAAAAAAAACGUGUUGACUUGAGAGAAACGCACCUGAUAUUCAGCAUAGACCCCAAAGGCUGCGAGGACGUGGAUGACGCACUGUCCAUUAGAGCUCUGCCUAACGGGAAUCUGGAGUUAGGUGUCCACAUUGCAGAUGUCACCCAUUUCGUGGCAGUAAAUUCUUAUACUGAUGUGGAGGCCAGAGCAAGGGCAACCACUUACUACUUAGCAGACCGACGUUACGACAUGCUGCCCUCUAUCCUGAGUGCUGACAUCUGCUCUCUUCUUAGUGGAGUUGAUAGGUACGCUGUAAGUGUCACGUGGGAACUAGAUAAAGAGUCUUAUGAAAUCCUGGGUGUCUCCUACAAGAAAAGCAUCAUUCGGUCUGCAUACAAGCUGGUCUACGAAACAGCACAAGGAUUAUUAGAUGGAGACACAAGUGUUGUUGCUGAUAUCCUGGAACUGAAAGACUUGGAUGAAAGAACUAGACAGAAGAAGUUGACUGAGCUGGUCUGGGCAAUAUCAAAAUUGACCCACAUAGCACGACAUGUUAGGGCUAAGCGGGACAGCUGUGGUGCUCUGGAGCUGGAAGGGGUAGAAAUCAGAGUGCAGCUGGAUGACAAAAAGAAUAUCCACGAUCUCAUCCCCAAGCAGCCCCUGGAGGUACACGAGACGGUGGCAGAAUGUAUGAUUCUUGCCAACCAUUGGGUGGCAAAAAAGAUUGCAGAAAAUUUUCCUCAUCAAGCUUUGCUGCGUCAACACCCUCCACCGCGACAGGAGUUUUUUUCUGAGCUUCGUGAAUGUGCCAGUGCCAAAGGUUUCACCAUAGACACACGGUCUAACAAAACAUUGGCUGAGUCCCUGGAUAAAGCAGAUGACCCCCAGGAUCCAAUUGUAAAUAAACUUUUGCGAUCUAUGGCCACUCACGCCAUGUCCAAUGCACUGUACUUCUCAACUGGUUCUUGUCCUGAAGGAGAGUUUCAUCAUUAUGGACUUGCCUUAGAUAAAUACACUCAUUUUACUUCUCCAAUUAGAAGAUACGCUGAUAUUGUUGUCCACAGACUGCUGGUGGCAGCCGCUGUGAAGGAAAGUAAAGGAGAUGUUAAGGACAGUGUAUUCAGCAAUAAGGAUCUUGAGGAACUCUGUAGGCACAUUAAUAACAGAAACAGGGCAGCCCAGCACGCUCAGAAGCAGUCGACCGAACUCUUCCAGUGCAUGUACUUCCGAGACGGGAGCCCCGGGCCGGAGGAGCGCUGCCUCGCCGACGGCGUCAUUUACUCGAUCCGAACCAACGGCGUGCUGGUGUUUGUGCCGCGAUAUGGCAUUAAAGCUGCGGCAUAUAUGAAAAACAAAGAAGGUUUAGUCAUCUCUUGUCACCAUGAUAGCAGCUGUGAGUGGAAGCCUGGGUCCCUUCUUCACUUUCAGAACAAAAUUACUUCCACUACAACUACUGGAGGCUCCGUUACAUUAAACCUAUUUGAUCACAUUACAGUGAAAAUACUUGUGCAUUCCUCCCGCUGCCAUGCUGACACGAUCAAACUUGAAAUAAUCAGGAUUGCACCAUAUGAGACGUCAGACACAGAGGUUUUCCAAAAGAAUUCUAAUGUGGCAAAAUUGGAAUUAGUAAAAGAAGUGAGCAAGUCUGCAGAGGAAACCCAACGUGCUCAAGAAAAAGCAGGAGUGGAGGCAAUUGAGGAAGAGUAUCGGGAGUACUGCCAGACAAAGGGAGCAAGUUUAUACCAGCUGCUGGAAGAGAUUAGGGAUUUAGCUCUAUUAGACGUUUCAGCUGACAUUAGAACUUGA